AUAUAAUUUAAACUUUGUCUCACCCCAGCCAGCUACGGGGAUCCUGGGUCCAUAUACCUCUCUGUACCUGGCUGGUGAGGCAGCACACCCAUGGGGGAUGCCCCAUGGGGAGGAUGGAGGCCAAGAGAUGGGUCUGGUUUUGAUUUAUCCCAGCUCUCCAGCUUGCAGCACACACAAGCAGUUAAUGCCAGGCCACACAGAGCUGGCUGUUUACCUGGCUGGAGCAGUGCCCGGCAGAGGGAGGGACGAGGGCACGGCUCCGCACCUUGCCAGAGCAGGCAUCACUCCAAAAAUAUUUGCUGAAAAAAGUGCAGCUCCACCCCGAGGAAAACCGGGGCCAGGAGCACAGCCCGCUCUAGGUUUAGACGGAGGGUGGCAGCGAGCACGGGAAUGCGUGUGCCUUCAGGGAGCCGAGCACAUCCACCCGCUCCCCUUGCAGCCAGGCACUGCCCAGCACCUCCGCUCAGCACUGCUGUGCUCACUCGAGGGUGCCAGGCAGGGACGGGUGGCUGGGCAAGGCAACGGGCACUAAGGAUCCUGUCCGGGGGGGGAAUCCCAGCUCCGGAGCACGGGGACCCCUCGCCGCCUCAGCGGGCAGCCAUGGGCUGCUGGCGGGUCCCCAGCACACUGCUGGCCUGCCUGCUCCUCCUGCGCCCGCUGCCCUCGCCAGCCUGCCCUGACGCCUGCCGCUGCUCCUCAGGGGAGGUGGACUGCAGCAAGCAUGCCCUCCAUGAGGUGCCGCAGAACCUGCCGACCAACACCAGCACCCUGUGGCUUGGUUACAACUUCAUCACGAUGCUGAGGCCACACUCCUUUCCUUUCCUGCCGGGGCUGCUGCUGCUCAGCCUGCCUCACAAUCACCUGGGGCUGAUCCACAGCCAGGCGCUGGUGGGGCUUGGGGCGCUGCAGGAGUUGGACCUUAGCCACAACCAGUUAACCGUGCUGAGCCCUGAAACCUUCCUGCCCCUCACCAACCUGGCCAUGCUCAACCUGGGCAGCAACAGGCUGGGGGAGCUGGAGCCUGGGGUGCUGCGUGUCCUGCCUCAGCUUCAAGUCCUUUACCUGCAGGACAACCCUUGGGUGUGCAGCUGCGGCAUCCUCCCCCUCUGGCACUGGCUCAGCCGCAACAGGGAAAAAGUGCAAGAGAAGAGUUCACUCCUCUGCAGACUCCCGGAGCAGCUGAACAAGUAUCCAAUCAUGGCCUUUGGGAAUGAGUCCUUCAGGCAAUGUCAGGAGACCUCACUGUCUGCCCAGCACUACGUCAUUUUCCUGAUCAUUGGACCAUUCUCCUUCAUGGCCAGCAUCUUCUUCUGCACUUUCAUGGGUUCCAUCAUAGUGGUUUACCACAACCUGCGCAGGGAACCCCACUUCUGGAGAAGACCCCACAUCUGCAGGGGCCACUCAGGCAGAGCGACCAGGCUUUAGCCCUGGGAAGACUGUGGUCCAUGCCCUUCUCCAGCUGCCUGCAUACACCCUGAUUGCAAACAUUUUCCUGUGGACCAGUGAGAGGAUGCUCUGUUCCUGGAAAUCACUUUUCUUCCUCCUCUCAGAGUCUCCUGACAUGAUGCCAAACUCCUUCUUCCACACUGUCAGGAGGAAGAGCCUCCAGCUCAGACCUGCUGCAGGGCAUCAUCCAACUGCAUAUGAUCUCAGUGUUCCUGGAGGCUCCCUCAGGGCACCCUCAGACCUGCACAUCCCCUUACUAGGGUGGGGCAGGUGGUCCUUCUCCUCCAGGUCACCCUAUCCUGCUCCUUCUGCUGCCCAAGACCUCAGUGUGCAGCUCAGGAUGCACUGUAUGCCUCUGUGUGCUUUUUGGUGACACCCAAGUGUCUCUAUUUAUCUUUCAGUGCAGCCCAGGAGCCUCUCUGUGCCUCUGAGUUUGCCCCAAAGCCCUCCUUGGGCCUUUUGGUGCUCCCACACUCACCAUCUGACAUUCAGUGACCCCAGCUGCCUGUGUGCCUUUCUGUGCCUUCAAGAGCCAUUAGAUUUGCUUUUUGCACAUCCAAAUGUCAUCUGUUGUCUCCUGACAUGCAUUGGUUUGCCUUUCGGUGUGCCCCAGAUCUCUCUGUAUGCCUUUUGGUGCACCUGAAGAUCUCUGGAUGUUUUGGGGGCACUCCAGAUCCCCCAUGGGACUUUCAGAAAGCCCCAGACCUUUGCAUGUACUGCCCAAGGACAGGGCAAAUUACAAAAUGUUUCUUUUGAUAGGUUGUUUUUUUUUUUUUUCCUUGAGACAGGGCUGCUGGUGCUGAGAAGGCUCAGCCAAGAACCAGGAUCUAAUGUGAGGCCAAUGUUUAGGGUGAGGGUUGGAAAGAGACAAAGCUCGAACUCCCACUGAUGUGGUUUGGCAAAGGGGCUGCUGAAGGAUAGGUGAGACUGCACAGUUAUUCCUCCUCCGGUAGCUUUUCUCCCAGGUUAAAGCUCAUCCAAGGCCAAGGACUACAGUUCACUCAGUGAUGGGAAAGGGGACAAAAAGUUCCUGUGUGGCUUUACAUCACAGACCCUGCAGCCUUUGCUGCUGCCUCACCUCCCAUCACCCACAAAAAGGGGCUGGGGCUGCCUCUGCACCUCCCUGCCCUGAGCCUCCUGCCCUUCCCCGUGGAAAUGCUUCUCCAUUGCAUUGCAUGGAAAUGCUUAGCCAGCUUAUUGGGAGAUAGCCUGGAAGGAGCUGGAGCUGUGCUGCAGAGGAAAGCACAAGCUAGGGUGACAAAAGCAUCUCUCAAGUAGGAGCAACAUCCCUUUCUGGUAUGAAUUCUUAGCCAUUGUAAGACGAUAAGAGCCACAAUGAGAAGACUGUGGCCACCAGUCUCCUCCUGUUCGCUCAGUCUCUUGCCCGUGCAAGAGCUGUGGGCCAAGCCAGGGAUGCGGCAGGGGUCAAUGAAUCCCUUGGCAAGCUCUUGGCAAGGGUUAAAUAAGUCAUGCAGAGAAUAAACCAAAUGUCAUCUCAGUUGUAGUUUGGCUUGCUCUCUUUUUUAUAUUCAAGAGAGAAAACUACCUGGUGUGCUGCUACACUGCUCAGUCCCUCCUUGAUCCUUCCUGCAGUGCCUCUCUCCAGUGAGGGCUGCAGGGAACUGGUGAAAGCAGCAGAUUCUCCAGUGCUACCAGCCCUGCACCCGGGACAGCUGCAGGACCUCUGCCAGGAUCAGCCCCUUGCACAGUGCCUUUACCAGGAGCAAUCCCAG
Molecule: messenger RNA, 3179 nt
Organism: Athene cunicularia (burrowing owl)
Lineage: Eukaryota; Metazoa; Chordata; Aves; Strigiformes; Strigidae
Gene: LRRC26
Product: leucine rich repeat containing 26
Exons: 2
Coding region: 391-1425 (344 amino acids)
Cellular component (GO): plasma membrane
Molecular function (GO): protein binding
Source: RefSeq, a predicted model, not a curated record